CACAAACCCCGUAACCCCAACCCACCAUGCCGAAACUCGAAACCCUCUGGGCCACCAUCGUGACGACCUACAGCCCUACAACAAUAGAAUUCACAGGAACUCUCCUAAUCCAAAUCCUCGCCUUCUGGCUCCCCUCCCUCAUCUACCUGGCCCUACCCACUGUAUUCCCAACCUGGUCAAGCCACCACAAAAUCCAACCGGCCCCAAAACAACCCACCAAAAAAGAAAUCCACCACUGCCUAAAGAUCGUCCUCCGCAACCAACUCCUAACCACAACCCUCCACCUAAUCCAACUAAAGCUCCUAAACAACAACAACACCUCCUCCUACACCCUCACCCCAACCUUCCCAAGUCUCCCAAUCCUAGCCCGCGACUUCAUCCUCAGCCUCCUCGCCCGCGAAGCCCUCUUCUACUACGCCCACCGCUUCCUCCACCGGCCCUUCUUCUACGUUCGCAUCCACAAACAGCACCACAAGUUCACGGCCCCCAUCGCCCUCGCCGCGCAGUUCGCUCAUCCCAUCGAACAGAUCUUCGCUAAUGCGCUGCCUAUCUCCCUGCCGCCGCAGUUGCUGGGCAGUCAUGUAUUGACUUUUUGGGUGUUCUUGGGGUAUGAGUUGUUUGUGACGGCGACUGUGCAUAGUGGGUUUGAUUUCUUUGGGGGCAAGGCGAAGAUGCAUGAUUUGCAUCAUGAGAAGUUUAAUUUGAAUUAUGGGAGUAUUGGGUUGUUGGAUUGGGUGCAUGGGACUGAUCGGUUGGAGAAGAGGAGAGAUUAAUUUUUUUUGUUUGAUUGAUUGCGCUGGGGAUGUUGGGGAGGUGGUCCUUGUUGGGGGUGUUUUGUUGGUGAGCUGCUUUAGCAUACGGGUUGAUGGUAUCAUUUUGAUUGUAUAUAUAUGUAUACUGCUUGAAUGUGUGGAGCUAGGGGGUAUGUGUAUUGUGCAUGAUAGAAGUGGAGGAAUUGUUGUAUGAAGGUAGUGUUGAGGGUAUUAA
Molecule: messenger RNA, 987 nt
Organism: Aspergillus caelatus
Lineage: Eukaryota; Fungi; Ascomycota; Eurotiomycetes; Eurotiales; Aspergillaceae
Product: sterol desaturase family protein
Exons: 1
Coding region: 27-773 (248 amino acids)
Biological process (GO): ergosterol biosynthetic process
Molecular function (GO): iron ion binding; C-4 methylsterol oxidase activity
Source: RefSeq, a predicted model, not a curated record